AAUUUUUGAAAGAUUCUUCAAAGAAUCUUCAAAUAAAUUUAUCCUAUAAGAAUAACACAUUACUUGGGCUUAUUAGAACUGGUAGAAAUUUCUAUCUUUCACCUGAAUAUUCUAAGAUUUUUGAACAUGAUUUUAGUCAAAACUUUCCUGCAGCUAAUUAUUUUGGAGUUGAAAGAGAAUUUGGAGUAUUACAAAGAUACAAAAUAUAUCAAGAGGAGAAUG
Messenger RNA from Funneliformis mosseae, 222 nucleotides. The record is from the annotation of a GenBank genome assembly. NCBI's taxonomy places the organism in Eukaryota, Fungi, Glomeromycota, Glomeromycetes, Glomerales, Glomeraceae.